This is a messenger RNA of Homalodisca vitripennis (glassy-winged sharpshooter), 624 nucleotides long. RefSeq names its product extensin-like. The transcript has a single exon. The record is from RefSeq and is a predicted model, not a curated record. Bases 1 to 624 code for a protein of 207 amino acids. NCBI's taxonomy places the organism in Eukaryota, Metazoa, Arthropoda, Insecta, Hemiptera, Cicadellidae.
AUGCUCCACCCCCCCACCCUAGCACCCCAGCCAACCCGACCCUCUUUCCUCCCCCCCUCAACACCCACCAACCCUCCCCCUCUUCCCGCCACCACAACUCCCGCCCCCCCACCCCCCCCUUCCCCCACGACCCCCUCGACGCCCCCCCUAACCCCACUCCCCCCCCCAGCGCCCACACUCCCCCUACCCGCCACCCUCCCCCCCCCCUCCCCGACCCCCUCCACCGCCGCCCCCCCUCCCGCAUACCACAAAAGGCCUCGCCAACCUCCAACCCGCUCUCACCUCCCGCACACCUCGCCCCCCAUCGUCUCCAAAACACCCCAACUCUACACUUACCUCUUCCCGCAACCCCAAUACUCCCCCCCCCCCCGCCCACACUCACCCCCCCAACGCGCACCCACCCCCCCCCCCACCCACCCUACAACCUCCUACACUCGCCACCCUCUCCUCUCCGCCUCCCCCACAUUCCCCCUCCACACUCACAACCACCCCACCACACAAGACCCCCUCCUCCUCUCACCCCAACCUCCACACCCCCUACCCCCGCCACCACCAACCAGCACCGCCCACACACCCAGAUCUACUCCUCCACUGGGUCUCAAACUAACACCCUACAACCCCUAA